Nelumbo nucifera (sacred lotus) is the source of this 1083-nucleotide messenger RNA. RefSeq lists its product as uncharacterized. NCBI's taxonomy places the organism in Eukaryota, Viridiplantae, Streptophyta, Magnoliopsida, Proteales, Nelumbonaceae. The record is from RefSeq and is a predicted model, not a curated record.
AUGGAGACCCAGUUCCUGGCACAGUCCACAACUAGCCAGAAGCAUUGGAAAACCUCGGCCAGCCUUAUGCAGGUUCGACAGAGAAAGGCAAAGUCCCUUAGAGACGACCUGACGAGGUUCAACAAAGAAGCACUUCAAGUCAGGGACUUAAAUCAAUCAGUCGCGGUGAUGGCCAUACAACACGGUCUCCACCCUUCCCUGUUCAACUUCUCCAUCUCCAAGAAUCCUCCUCAAACGUUGGCCGCGCUAAUGAGCCACGCGCAUAAGCAUAUCAAUGCUAAAGAGGCCAAGGCGCAGUUCAGAAAUGAAGAUGAGAAGCCCGACAGAAAAAGGAGAGAGAACGACAAACGAAAGCCCGAGAGGUCGGACAAAGACCACAAGAGGCAAGAUCGCCGRACCGACCAUAGACCUCGCACCCCUCUGCCGACCUAUUGGAAUUUCAGGCCACUUAAUGUUCYGCAGUCUGAAGUUCUAAUGCAAAUCCGCAGCCGCAACUAUGUCAGGUGGCCCAAGAAGAUGAAGACGCAAAGUAACAAGAGAAACCGAGACAAAUAUUGCGAGUUCCACAAGGACCAUGACCACGAUACGGAGAACUAUUUCGACAUGCGCAACCAUAUCGAAGAUCUAAUUAGGUGCGGUUAUCUUAGCGGUUUCGUAGAUAGAACGGAGAAGUCAGCCCAAGAGAAAAGAAGAGCAGAUGAAGCUCAACAGCCUCUGCCCCGAGGCCCUUCAAUCAGUGUCAUCCAUGUGAUAUCGAGAGGAACCACCUCCGGAGGAGAAAGCAGCUUGGGAUGGAAAAGAUAUGCUCGGCUAUACAAGAUCGACGAUCGAGGUCACGGGAAGAGGCGUGGCACAUCUAUUACCUUCAUUGACGACGACCUCCGAGGGGUCCAGACACCACAAGACAACGCCUUGGUCGUCACAACCGAAGUGGCCAACUUUGAGCUACGACGAAUCCUAAUCGACACAGGGAGUUCUGCCGACGUAUUGUUUGAAGAUGCAUUCGAAAAGCUCGGCAUUGCCAGAGAGCGGCUUGCACCAGUUAGCACUCCCUUGAUGGGAUUUUCGAGAGAGUCCCUCUAG